AUGAAUCGAUUACCUUGUGAAUUAUUACAUCAUAUUAUUCAAUAUAUUCAUGAACCAUUAGAUUUACUUCGAAUGACCUAUGUUUGUAAAUGUUGGCGGUCUUUUAUUACGAAUGAUGAACAUUUUCUUAAUCAAUGGUUUUCUCGAUCUUUAAAAUAUUCACGACAAACGUUUCGUAAUGGUUUCAUUAAUGUUACUAAAGAUAUUAAAUCAAAAUUAGUAUUCGAUGUUGAUCGAUCAUUAUUUCCAAUUAAUCUUCGUUCAACUAAAUGUUAUCUUCUUCCUUGGACUGUUCCAAAACAUUCAUCACAUUAUAAAUGUUUUCUUGAGCAUAAUUAUCAUUCAUCAUUUAUUUUUUCAUCUUAUUCAUUUUCGUUUUGGAUUCUUUUAACACAUCAAUGUGAAUUACAUAUAGAAAUUGGAAAAUCUUAUAGUUCCAAUCUAACCAUCUUAUUAUCUCGUGGAAAGAAAUAUUAUUUCAGUAAAAGAAAAUCAAUGUUACAUGCUGAUCAAUGGACUCAUAUUGUUUUAACAAAAGCACAUUCACAAUCGAAUUGUACAUUAUGGAUUGAUGGACGAAAUGUUUUUAAAUCUCAUACAUUUUCCAACAAAGCAGAAGAACAAUUUUCAUUGAUUAAAAUGAUGUUAUUUCCAAAAUUUGCCAGUAAUUUAUCAUCAACAUCUAAACAUGUUCGUAUAGCUGAUUUUAAUGCUUUCAAACGGUGUUUAACAUUAGAUGAAAUUCGAGCCAUUCACCAACAACAAAUAUCAAUUAAGCAAGUCAAUGUCGGUACCUACAUUAGCAAUAAGUAA
Molecule: messenger RNA, 813 nt
Organism: Adineta steineri
Lineage: Eukaryota; Metazoa; Rotifera; Eurotatoria; Adinetida; Adinetidae
Source: the annotation of a GenBank genome assembly